CUUUCACAUUCCCCAUUUCCGGUUAAAAAAUACGAAACUGAGGUUUUCGAGUUAGCCGUGCUACCGUCUACCCACGUGUGUAUAUAUAUGAUCUAGGUGCUGUUUUAUAGGUACAGUACAGAUUUGAUGGAUUGAAUAAAACACAAGCAGGACGCCGUGUUGAUAUCAUGUUUGCAAAACAACUUUUUCGACCACUGCAAUGGCUCCAAAGGAACAGACUUGUACCAGAGAAUCUGUGGCGAACGUCAUACAGCGUUGAUGCAAGCAAGCUGUUUCUUGAGAAAAUUCUAGCCAGUCCUGGACCAGAGUCGAAUUUGCCUGCUGGAAUGAACACAAAAUUCAAAGAUAUGGACCCAGAAAUGCAGGAAGUAUUCAAGAAAGUCAUCCAGUGUGAAUACAAAGUUAAAAGCCUAACAACGUUUAAUCAGAUUGCUGAUUGGAUUACGGAGGACAUGUGGGAGCAGCUGUACCAUACUCGGAGCCAUAGUGGUAGACAUACUCUCAUGAAAAAGUUUUAUGUAGACCAACGGAAAAAACAUGUCAAGGAAGCCAAAAAGACUGCAAGCAAGAGCAUUCAAAGUCCUGUACAUGACAACAAAAUGGAAAGGAAAUCUAACCACUAUGUCGUCAGAUGUGGGAAAACGGAGGUUAGUCUUGCUGAGAAACAUAGACAGCUUAGAUCACAAUUCCAUGGCAUUAAUUUGGUUAUAGAUUUAAAAGAUGUGCAUAAAAUGAAACAGAAAGAGCAAAACAAUGUGUUGAACUCUGUAUAUAAUGGCUUGACCAGUAAUGCCACGGCACGAGAACCAUUCCACAUGGUGUUAUGCAAUUCAAAUCUACCUAAAAUGGCAUUGACUGUUAAAUAUCGGGACAUGUCUAAACAUUUCACUGACAUUACAGAGAAGAGUUACCUGGAUCUAUUUCCUCGAAAAGAGCUGGUCUACUUAUCUCCUAGUGCCAGAGGCAGCAGAGUGCAAUACGAUUCCCGAUACACCUAUAUAAUUGGUGGUCUGUCUAUGAAUGAAAACCAGGAUAUAAGUUUGGCGAGGGCGAUGAAGGACAAUAUCCGUGUACAGGAAAUCCCACUGAAGAAAUAUUUUAGGCACAUCAACAGCCGCCGGGUAAUCCCUAUAGAGGAAGUGGUAACAGUUAUGCUAAGUUUGAAAGCAAAUGACGGUUUAUACGAAGCAGCAUUUCAGAGUAUUCUCAGUCAUCGACAUGGCGUGAACAGUAUAAAAUCACUUUUAAAAGGAUAUUGCGAUCCAUUGCAAGAAGAACCGGUGUCAGAUGAGGGCAAGCGCAUUCUAAAUACACUUUAUAACGAUUUACCAAAGAAAUAUGAAUUUCGAUUAAAAACCGACAUGUCAGAGCCCUUUACACAAGAGGAGAUGUACAUGUCAGAGCCCUUUACACAAGAGGAGAUGUACAUGUCAGAGCCCAUCACACAAGAGGAGAUGUAGUAGGAGAAUAUAUGAGAUAGGGCGACACACAAGUGGUACUGAACUCAUUCCAAACCAGCUGUGGGGGGCAUGGCAGCACAAAGGCGUUCCCUGAAACAUCGCACUGGAUGAACUUGUUGGGGGACGGGUGCGAGAAGAAGAGGCCGGCAUUUGUCACAGUCUGGCCCAGACAUGGAUUUUUAUCCACUCCGCUACCUGUUAGCAAACAGAAAUGGCAUCAUGUUGACUUAAAAGUACAAAAAUGUUUAACCUUGUGUACACAACAGUGUAAUGCAAUGUUUAACCUUGGGAAACCACCAGUGUAAUGACAUUACUAUACACACCACCAGUGUAAUGACGUUACUAUACACACCACCAGUGUAAUGAUAUUCCUAUACACACCAACAGUAUAAUGACAUCACUAUACACACCAACAGUGUAAUGACAUUACUAUACACAUCACCAGUGUUAUGACAUUACUAUACACACCAACAGUAUAAUGACAUCACUAUACACACCUACAGUAUAAUGACAUCACUAUACACACCAACAGUGUAAUGACAUCACUAUACCCACCAACAGUGUAUUUACAUUACUAUACACACCACUAGUGUAAUGAAAUUACUA
Molecule: messenger RNA, 2066 nt
Organism: Mizuhopecten yessoensis (Yesso scallop)
Lineage: Eukaryota; Metazoa; Mollusca; Bivalvia; Pectinida; Pectinidae
Product: mitochondrial ribonuclease P protein 1-like
Exons: 5
Coding region: 168-1460 (430 amino acids)
Biological process (GO): positive regulation of mitochondrial translation; mitochondrial tRNA 5'-end processing
Cellular component (GO): nucleoplasm; mitochondrion; nucleus
Molecular function (GO): tRNA binding
Source: RefSeq, a predicted model, not a curated record